AAGAUGAAGUUACAAAUGAAUCCGAUGAUAGUGAAUCUGAUGAUAAUGGUGAUUUUGAAAUAUUUGAGGAUUAUGUACCACCAGAUUAUGAGCCAUUUCGAGAUCCACCAAGUACAGAAUCAAUUGAUGAUGACCAAUUUUUAUGGAUAUUAAUUUGGAUCAUGUCAUUUCGGAUAUUUAACAUUACAGAGUCUGCAACUGAGGCUUUGAUAAAAUUUAUGAAAUUGGUUUUAACAGAAAUCGGAGCUGAUGAUUUCAAAGACUUUUCAAAUUCAAUAUUCUUAACAAAGAAGACAUUUGGAAUAAAAGACAGAUUUCAACAUUUUGUUCUUU
Messenger RNA from Funneliformis geosporum, 333 nucleotides. Lineage: Eukaryota; Fungi; Glomeromycota; Glomeromycetes; Glomerales; Glomeraceae. The record is from the annotation of a GenBank genome assembly.